Molecule: messenger RNA, 1877 nt
Organism: Leucoraja erinaceus (little skate)
Lineage: Eukaryota; Metazoa; Chordata; Chondrichthyes; Rajiformes; Rajidae
Product: putative interleukin-17 receptor E-like
Exons: 10
Coding region: 748-1758 (336 amino acids)
Molecular function (GO): interleukin-17 receptor activity
Source: RefSeq, a predicted model, not a curated record
AGUUAAAUGCAAGACUGUAUUUAGUUGUGUGUUGUUCAACUAUAACAAGUACAAAGAUAAUGAAACUACGGACCUUUGGAGAUAUUCCAUUACAAUGAAGAGAUACAUUGUGCGAGAACUGUGCGUGAAUUCUGGACACUUCUUUUGCUCUAAAAAGAUACGAAGUGCUGGAGUAACUCGACGGGUCCGGCAGCAUCUCCGGAGAACAUGGACGGGACGUUUCUGGUCGUGACUCUUCUUGAGACCCUCUGGAGGACAUGGGUAGUUAACCUAUCAGGUCGGGACCCUGCUUCAGACUUCUUUGGCUUGUAAACCAGCAUCUGCAGUUCCUUUGUAUCUGAUUCAUUUUCCUUGUGAGUUCACCGCCCAACAGCUGAAAAGCCCCGCUGUAGAAUUUAAAGAUAGGAUUUUAAUUUCAGCAAUGCCCGCAUGAAUCGCGGUCAUAAUGACAGUAGUAGGAUACACUGUCGCAACGUUUAUUUUCCACGAAAUCAUGUGUUUAAAUUUACUGGGCUGGCUUCUUUACGCUGCGCUCGCUGAUAGGAACCAGGGCUGUUCGGGGGCGGGGUGGGAAUCUGCUGCCGGCUUUUAUCCUUGCCUGUGUGUGUGAGGCUGAGUCAAUGCUGAGAAACAGCAUCAUCUGUAUUCUUGGACUCCGCGCUGACUCGCUUCUGACAACGCAGCGAGGCUCAUCGGGUUUCUGCUUUCUGGACGUAUCGUUUAAAGAUUAACUAAGUGACCGAUAAAAUGCACUGUUACAGAAGUCAUAAUCUCAAUUGUCUCUUAGCUACCUUAGGGUUGCUCAUAUCUUGUUCUCAAGGUGUGGAAUACAUCACUACAUGUGGACUCAGGUGUUCUCAGGGUCUACAAUGUAGAAGCAAACAUGUGGCUACUCGUUACCAUGAGAGUGGCUGUCACCAACAACCAUCAUCAAUGCCCUCAAACAUUUUUGAGGACCUCAAAAUAUUGACAGUGUUGAAAUGCAUGAAGGAAAGACAAUGUUCCCUAUUUCUGAAGGUUAAAGGGACAUUGAUACUCAAUGAACACAUCCGUGGUGUGGAGAUAUGCUCUUCUUCGACGAACUACUUUCAAACCCAAUGUAUAACUGUGAAAUUCAAUAAACAGAAUUAUAAGGAGUUCAUUGCACAACCUGUGUUUGUUGAGUAUGAUUGCUUCAGUACUUCAAUUGCUGAGCGUAGUUCUGUCACCAUUCGAACAAUCCCUUACUAUUGUGGUGUUGAUCUACAACAAGAGCAUCGAGUAGAAGAUUGUACAGAUAAAGAUAUUGGACGAAAUAUCCCAACUUGCAGAGUUGGUAAAUUGGACUAUGUUAUUGAAAAAAAACGGAAGACAUUAUCAGUCCAAGUCUCAGACUUCCUUGAAGAUCAUGCCUACCAUGUCCGUUUAUGCCUCAAAUGGUUGGUGUGUGAAGAUUUGAGAACAAGUGCAUUGAUUGAGGUAGAAGACCCCAAAACUGUCACUUUAUCAUACUCACACAUCUUGCCCUGCCUGUGCAUUGAGGGCUGGUCAGCACUUCCUGAUGCUACGAGGAUCCAAGUUUGUCCAUUUAAAAACUAUACGGAGGAACUCUGGAAUGACAUAACAUACAAUCACAUAUUGCAGGAGUUGGCAUGGAAACUAUCCUGCCCUGUUGAUGUUGAUGUAACUCUCUGCUCGAUGGAUGAAAACAAUGAGCAUUGCAUCGAUCUACAGGACUCACUCUACAAAGCACCGUUCCAGGUAAAGAAAUUAAAUUAGAAUUUAAAUACAUUGCGAUGAUAACAUGACAAAUCUCCCAUCAUAAUUUUUGUUUUAAUUUGGAGGAUGGUGGAUAUAUGGAAUGAGCUCUAGAGGAGAUAGUUGUGGCAGGUAAAGGG